AUGGAUGAAGUUGAAUACAAAUUAAACACUAAUAAUAGUGUUUUGAUCGUUAAUGCUAUCGAUAAGUUAAUAUCUACAAUAAAAUCAAAGUUUAAACCGACUGAACGGCAAAGAUUCGUCAAUGAGAAUGAAGAGUUGAAGUUUUUGAGAGAAAAGUGUUCAUCAAAAGAGGCCAGAGUCAGCUUGACUGCAUGUCAAGGUCUACUAGCUCUGGUGGAGCUUGGUGUGCUCGAGAUAGCGCAUACUAUGUCGACUGUAGUUACUUUAUUACCGAGUGCACACAACUACUCGGCAAUAAUAUCUACAAUGGCUGGUCUACUAAUCCUGGACUUAAAGGCACGCUUGGUCCCCGGCAAGCAGUACAAGUGUCAGUUCACAUUGAAGUCUCCGCAGCAUCCUUUUAUCACAGUGUUAGAGAAAAACAAGGGAGCCGAAGAUGAUGUUAUGGCUCAGAUGCAUGCUCUAUGCACUCAUCCUGAUUAUAUAGUAUCAUCAAACAGCCUGGAACUACUCCGUCCUUUAUUCCUGUGGCUAACCUGCAAUCCCCAAAGGGACUGUGGUAUCAGACCAUGGCAGCUGCUACUUAGCCUGCCUCAGUCAACUGCUCAGUCGUCACUGCUGCUUGCCUGCCUUAGCUGCCAACAGAUUCGCACCCCAGCGCUGAUAGAGCGUUCCUACUCGGCGUAUUGCGCUGUGACCGAAGCGGCGAUAUAUCAACGACAUCGGGAUCACGUCAUGGCCCUUUUGCCAAUGCUCGCCAGAAUAUCAACAGAGCUUGUGAGACAUGGCCGCGACCCUCGUUCGUGCUACAGUCUGAUAGAACGCUGUUUCGCACUGGACGCGCCUGAACUCAGAACUGUCGCUGGGAUCACACUCAUGUUGCUUGCUGAGAACCUACCUGAUACAUCAGCCUUGUAUCUUCACGAGCUGUUCAAUUUGUGUCUCAAUAUAAUCAGCAAAUACGAAUAUCCCGCAAUAUGUCUAAACAGUUUCGUAGCUCUCUCGCUACAGUGGCUCCACCUACCUUCAUACCUCACAUCAUCAGCUCUCAAAGUAGCCUCCAAGAUCCUGGACACAUACCAAGACAACUAUAAAGAUGAUCUGCGCCUCAACACACCAAACUUGAAGGCUAACAAAACAUUCCAGGCAUUAUUGUACACUGACGGUCAUUUAUCCAUAGUAUUCAAAUUAAACCAGAACUGGGAACGAAUGAGAGAUGAACCGGACAUAUUGAAGAGUUGGUUGGAUAUUAUUGAGUCAGUUAACGGUGACAUUCAACUAGAAUUAGUACCGUAUCUUCUGGGAAUGAUAUUGGAGAAGCGUUCAGAGAGUUGGUAUGAAGAAAUAGUGUUGAAAGUGUUAAGAAUUGUAGUGAAUUUAGUGAGUUUUAAGAAGGAAAUUUCCGUGCAGCUGUUGCCCCUGUUAGUGUAUAAGAUUGGAAAGGAAAAGUCUCCAGCUGUGAGGCUCGAAUGUUUGAGGGCUUUACCGUUAAUGGCGAGGACUAAGGAAAAUGUACCAACUAUUGUGUCCGUGCUGAACAAAUUGAAAGCCAACAAGGGAGUACCUACAUCACUUCUCAUCAUGCUGUACACAAGUUUGGCUGAAACGCAGGUGAGGUGUUUCCCUUAUCUACAAGAGCUAUUAGUGGAAGCGGGCACAGUAAGAGCUGAUGAGCUGAAGUGGGAACUGGACAUAGCAAAGGCCAUAGCGGUCAGAAGAAUUUGUGAAAUAAGAGCAUCGAGUCAUGGUCUGGAGCUGGUCUCUGUGAUCUCCUCGAUCCUCAACCGCUGCGGAGACAAGAGCGGCGCGGUGGCCACGUGCGUGUGCCUCGACAGUCUGCGCCUGCUGUGGAAGGGAUCUGCCCUUGCUCCCCCCAGUACUUGGAAAGCGCUGGAACCUAAAUUGGGCAGAGAUCAUAGACCUAGUGUUCAAAUUAAUCUUUGCAAACUCCUCGGUGAAGUGCCAUCCCUCCGUGUAUCCAAUCCUGACUAUGAUAAGCUGAUCUCUGAGGCGAGUCGAAAGCUCUGGAUGCUGGUGUCGGACUCCAAUGUACCUGAAGUUGCGGAGGCUGCCUGCGAUGCUCUUUCAGCUUACAAAAUCGACGACUACAAGUUGAAGGACAUACCUGAGAUCUACAGAAGAACUGUGAAGUUACCAGCUUCAUUCUGCAAAACGCCAGCUGAUGCUGCGCGGAAACCAGAGGAUGUUCUGGACUAUGUGCCUUGUGAAAUCUGGCCCGAAGUGUUCAAGUACACGAACCAGGCGGCGCUGCCGGGCGUGUCCCGGCUGUGCUCGCGGCUGGUGGAGCGCGAGGUGCGCGCGCACCGCAGCGGCGUGUACGCGCCCCACCGCGCCGAGCCGCACGGCCUCGCGCACCUGCACCACGCCAGCCUCGCGAGGGGACUACUCGAAUGCUUCAAGAAACAGGCGACUACACCAUCACACGACUUCCCAGAACCCGUUCUCCUAGCUAUCCUCCACACCUUGACAUCGGAAUAUCCGAAGCCUCUACCUCCGUUAGACCUGUGCUUCCUCCCCGAAGCUUUCCACCGGGGGAAGGAGUGGAGACGAGGCUGUGUGACCCUGGCUGCGAGACAGGCACAGGUGUCGCAAUCUGCUAGACGGAUCUUAGAGAAUUAUCUGCAAGGAAUUGAUGGCAACGCUGAGGAAACAGACAUUCUGCUAACAUUCGAGAUUCUUCCAAUUCUCUGCCGAGGAAUGCCACCGAAUGCCUUACGACCCCCCCUCGAAAAGUGCCUCAGUGACUCUUUCUCUGUCAUUGCGAACACCAAGUUGAAAAGCAAAGGGAUAGAAGAGACAGAGUACCUGUUUGUUAAGCAGUUGGAGAUGAUCAGAGUGUGUUUGGAGUGUGAGAAGAUACACGACGCGAACAGGACGCUUUUGUCGCAGAUAGUUGAGAGUUAUAUGUCCGUGUUGAAUGAUGAUAAUGUGGCGUGGCCAGCGUACGUCCGCACUUGCCGGUGUCUGUCCAGCAAGUACCUGGAGCGUAUGACGUCCCCUUCAGGCUGGUGGGAGGUGUCGAGCGCCCUGCUGCGGAAGGCAAGCGCCGUCCGCUGCGCCGUGGCGGAGAUGGGCGACUGCGACACCGCGCUCAACUGGCUCAAUGAAAUCAUCGAUGCACAGGCUGGACAGCUCACUGAACAAGAGUUCUCCCUUCGGUGUAUGUUCCCCGCGCUGAAGGCAGCCAAGCCUGACUCGGCAAGCACCAAGCAGUGGCUGCUACAACUCAUGGGAAGGACGCAGGUUGCUUUUAAUGAAACGGAAGACAAGUCAGCCAAGCUGUACCUGUGCGACGUGUUCAUGCUGUGCGUGGUGGUGUUCAGCGGGGUGUAUGCCGUGGAGGGGGGCGAGGUGGCGGUGGCCGCUGACCGCCGCGUGCGACACGAGCUGCUGCCCGCCGCGGCUGCUGAGCUGGCCCGCAUCUGGCCCGACUGCUCUCUACAGCUGUUGGAGUGGUUGUCGCCGCGGGGGUGUGCGCUGGGCUCCCCCCCCGCGGCCCGCACGUGCCAGCGCGCGCUGCUGGCCGCGCGCCACGCGCCGCACUUCGCCACGCACAGGAUCUGGACCAGACUAGAAAGCCACUUCGGUCGGGAUAUUAUUGAUGAGAACCUUUAA
Messenger RNA from Arctia plantaginis, 3636 nucleotides. NCBI's taxonomy places the organism in Eukaryota, Metazoa, Arthropoda, Insecta, Lepidoptera, Erebidae. The record is from the annotation of a GenBank genome assembly.